Messenger RNA from Arvicola amphibius (Eurasian water vole), 2628 nucleotides. It is a transcript of the gene Vav3, whose product is annotated as vav guanine nucleotide exchange factor 3. Gene Ontology annotation, molecular function: protein binding; guanyl-nucleotide exchange factor activity. The transcript is spliced from 27 exons. Gene Ontology annotation, cellular component: cytoplasm; plasma membrane. Bases 1 to 2544 code for a protein of 847 amino acids. The record is from RefSeq and is a predicted model, not a curated record. Lineage: Eukaryota; Metazoa; Chordata; Mammalia; Rodentia; Cricetidae. Gene Ontology annotation, biological process: intracellular signal transduction; cell migration; regulation of GTPase activity.
AUGGAGCCGUGGAAGCAGUGCGCUCAGUGGCUCAUCCACUGCAAAGUGCUGCCGGCCAACCACCGGGUGACCUGGGACUCGGCGCAGGUGUUCGACCUGGCGCAGACCCUCCGCGAUGGAGUCCUGCUCUGUCAGCUGCUCAACAACCUACGGGCACACUCCAUCAACCUGAAAGAGAUCAACCUGAGGCCGCAGAUGUCCCAGUUUCUCUGUCUGAAGAAUAUCCGGACAUUUCUGUCAGCCUGCUGUGAGACCUUUGGAAUGAGGAAAAGCGAACUUUUUGAAGCGUUUGACCUGUUUGAUGUUCGUGACUUUGGAAAGGUUAUAGAAACGUUAUCUCGGUUAUCCCGCACACCAAUAGCGUUGGCCACAGGAAUCAGGCCCUUUCCUACAGAAGAAAGCGUGAAUGAUGAAGACAUCUACAAAGUCCUUCCUGACUUAAUAGAUGAAACCCGCGUGGAGGACGAAGAAGACCUCUAUGACUGUGUGUACGGCGAGGAUGAAGGCGGAGAAGUCUACGAGGACUUGAUGAAGGCAGAGGAAGCUCAGCAACCUAAAUCACAAGAAAAUGAUAUACGGAGUUGUUGCCUAGCAGAAAUUAAGCAGACAGAAGAAAAAUAUACAGAAACUUUGGAGUCAAUAGAAAAAUAUUUUAUGGCACCAUUGAAAAGAUUCUUGACGUCGGCAGAAUUUGACUCGGUAUUCAUCAAUAUCCCUGACCUCGUGAAAGUUCAUCGGAGCUUAAUGCAAGAGAUUCACGAUUCCAUUGUAAAUAAAGAUGACCAGAACUUGUAUCAAGUUUUUAUUAACUACAAGGAAAGAUUGGUUAUUUAUGGACAGUACUGCAGCGGGGUGGAGACAGCCAUCUGUAACUUAGACUACAUCUCUAAGACGAAGGAAGACGUCAAACUGAAAUUGGAGGAAUGUUCAAAGAGAGCAAACAAUGGGAAGUUCACUCUUCGCGAUUUGCUGGUCGUCCCCAUGCAGCGUGUGCUGAAGUACCACCUCCUUCUUCAGGAGCUGGUCAAACACACCCAUGAUCCUACUGAGAAGGCAAACCUGAAAUUGGCUCUGGAUGCAAUGAAGGACUUGGCACAAUAUGUGAACGAAGUGAAAAGAGAUAAUGAGACCCUUCGUGAGAUCAAGCAGUUUCAGCUGUCUAUAGAAAAUCUGAACCAACCAGUUUUGCUCUUUGGGCGACCUCAGGGAGAUGGUGAAAUCCGAAUCACCACACUGGACAAGCAUACAAAGCAAGAAAGGCAUAUCUUCUUAUUCGAUUUGGCAGUGAUUGUGUGUAAGAGGAAAGGGGAUAACUAUGAGAUGAAGGAAAUAAUAGAUCUGCAGCAGUACAAGAUAGCCAACAAUCCUACCACUGACAAGGAAAAUAAAAAGUGGUCUUAUGGCUUCUACCUCAUCCAUACCCAAGGACAAAACGGGUUAGAAUUUUAUUGCAAAACAAAAGAUUUAAAGAAAAAGUGGCUGGAACAGUUUGAAAUGGCUUUAUCUAACAUAAGGCCAGAUUAUGCAGACUCCAAUUUCCACGACUUCAAGAUGCACACCUUCACCAGGGUGACGUCCUGCAAAGUCUGUCAGAUGCUCCUGAGGGGAACAUUUUAUCAAGGCUAUUUAUGCUUUAAGUGUGGAGCAAGGGCACACAAAGAAUGUUUGGGAAGAGUAGACAAUUGUGGCAGAGUUAAUUCCAUUGAACAAGGGCCAUUCAAACCACCAGAGAAACGGACCAAUGGACUCCGGCGAGCUUCCAGACAGGUGGACCCAGGUUUGCCAAAGAUGCAAGUCAUUAGGAACUACACUGGGACCCCACCCCCAGCUCUCCACGAAGGACCACCAUUGCAUAUCCAGGCGGGAGACACUGUGGAACUGCUGAGAGGCGAUGCACACAGUGCAUUUUGGCAGGGACGAAAUUUAGCUUCAGGAGAAGUUGGAUUUUUCCCAAGUGAUGCUGUCAAACCAUCUCCUUGUGUACCUAAACCAGUAGAUUAUUCUUGCCAACCCUGGUAUGCUGGACCAAUGGAAAGAUUGCAGGCAGAGACUGAACUUAUUAACAGGGUGAAUAGUACUUACCUUGUGAGGCACAGGACCAAGGAGUCUGGAGAAUAUGCAAUUAGCAUUAAGUACAAUAAUGAAGCAAAACACAUCAAGAUUUUAACAAGAGAUGGCUUUUUUCACAUUGCAGAAAAUAGAAAAUUUAAAAGCUUAAUGGAACUUGUGGAGUAUUACAAGCACCAUUCUCUCAAAGAAGGGUUCAGGACCUUAGACACGACGCUACAGUUUCCUUACAAGGAGCCAGAGCAUUCAGCGGGACAGAGGGGUAAUAGAACAGGCAACAGCUUGCUAAGUCCCAAAGUCCUGGGCAUUGCCAUCGCUCGCUAUGACUUCUGUGCAAGAGACAUGCGGGAACUCUCCUUAUUGAAAGGGGACGUGGUGAAGAUUUACACAAAGAUGAGUGCCAAUGGCUGGUGGAGAGGAGAAGUAAAUGGCAGGGUGGGCUGGUUUCCAUCCACGUACGUGGAGGAGGAUGAGUAAAAGCCCAGUCAGCGCUGCACCCUGCACCAAAAUCUCACAGCAGGGAUAAACAGAAGCCUGCGCUGCAUUAUGAGUUCACUGGAG